Messenger RNA from Panonychus citri (citrus red mite), 3872 nucleotides. RefSeq names its product ubiquitin carboxyl-terminal hydrolase 15-like. Gene Ontology annotation, molecular function: cysteine-type deubiquitinase activity. Bases 1017 to 3725 code for a protein of 902 amino acids. Lineage: Eukaryota; Metazoa; Arthropoda; Arachnida; Trombidiformes; Tetranychidae. The record is from RefSeq and is a predicted model, not a curated record. Gene Ontology annotation, biological process: protein deubiquitination. The transcript is spliced from 2 exons.
CCCCUGUUUUGGCUUUCACCAGGAAAUUGAUUCUUUGUUAAUUAUGAUACAUGGAAAUGGUUAUAAAUUAAUUAUCCUCGCUUCUUAGUUAAUUAGGUUAACUUUUUAUUCAAGUUAAUUAGCAGCUUAUUAAUUUUUUCCCCUUAGGGAUGAAUCAGUUUCUAAUUUCGCCAUUUUCAUCCCUUUAUUUGUAUUCUCUGGUUUAAUUGUGGUUUAAUAGUUAAUUCCAAUGAUUAACAAGAAAUUCGCUAAUUGUAAUGAUAAGAAAAAAAAGAGAAAUAAGAUUUUCGUUUGUUCGAAAACCACCAGAUGGCAGCGCAUUCGAAUUCUAAUCGAACGCCAUCUUUGUUUUUCUCAUAAAAUCCAAGAUCCAAAUUCUUGUAUCCAUUCAAUAGAUUUGAUAUUUUCUAUCCUGAUCCUUUGUCUUCAAUCUCUUUCUUUCUCUUUCUUUUCUUAACAUUUAUCAUCUUCUUAUCUUCUCUUUCUUUUUUUUCAAUCUUCUCUGUCUGGAAUAUUGUCUCCUUUCUGUCUAAUUUUUUCACCGUCUCUUUCUUUUCUUCUGUUUUUUCGCCCGGUUCUCGUGGAUUUUCAUCAUCAUCAUCAUCAUCCUUUCUCUCUCUCUUUUUCUCUCUUUUUCUUUUUCUUUCUCUUUCGUUGAGAUUUUAUAUUGAAUGUGAUGAUCAUGUUUCAUUUCCUCUCAUCUUCUUUCGGCCUAAAUUCUCUCUCAGUUGUAACACGUCUUUUACAUCAUCAUCUUUCGUCUUUAUUCUUUUUUAAUGUUAUUGAUAUAAAAAAAAUUUUAUUCUAAUUUGGUUUAGUUUUCUAAGCAAACAAAGCGACACAAUAAUAAGGAAUUAAAUUUGUAUUUAAUAUUUACAUAUACGGAGAGAAGAUCAACCAAAAAAGGAAAAAUAAUUCUAUUCUACGGUUUAGUUCUUUGUAUUAUAUUCGUUGUGUCUUUGGGUUACCUUCACUUCACCGGUUCUACCAACACAACACCAGAAUAUCUUGACAAGAUGACCAAAGAUAUUGAGAUGAAGGAUGAUUCGGAUACCAAAGCUGUUGAAUAUGAGAAUAAUGUUGCUGCGGUUGACAAAUUGGUUAACCAGGAAUUAGUAGAAGGUGAUUUCUGGUAUGUUUUGGAUAACAAAUGGUUCCAAACGUAUAAACAAUUUUUACAAUCCUGUAUUGCUGUUAAUAAUCCAGGUCCAAUUGAUAAUAGUGACCUUUUCACCGAAACCAAUUAUUAUAAGAAAAUUAAAGAGAAAUUGGUUGAAGCUGAAGAUUUCGUUUUUGUACCCGAACAACUUUGGAAAGGUCUUGUUAAAGAAUUUGGUUUAACUAAUGAGAAACAUAUCAUCAAACGUAAAGUGAUUUCUCGUCCAACUGCUCGAUCACAAUACAAGUUCCUUGAACUUUAUCCCAUUGAAUUAAAAUUAUGCCUCCAUGGAACUAAACAUGAGAACAUCAAAGAAAAAUAUAGUCAAAUAACAACUUUAAAAGAAUUGGAAAACGAAAUGAAGUUUCUAUUUAAAGUUGAUGAAAAAGCAGAAACUCAACUAUGGGCGUGUGGUAGCGUGUUGAAUGCUUACGAUCCUGAAUCGGAAUCCAAGAAGAAUGAUGAUAAAGCUCUAAUAGACGCCGGUCUCGAACAUGGGUCAAUUGUCACUUUAGAGGUUCAAAAUGCUGAUGGCACAUGGCCAAGUAGUCGACCUCGUUUUGGUGCCAUCGCCACUCGAUCUUCAAAAACAACCCCAGGUCUUUGUGGAUUAAUGAAUCUUGGUAAUACUUGUUUCAUGAAUAGUGCCCUUCAAUGUUUAUCCAAUACCCCGAUAUUAACUGAAUACUUUAUCGCUGAUAAAUAUUGGGAUGAAUUAAAUGUUGAUAAUCCUCUUGGAAUGGGCGGUGAGAUUGCAAAAACUUUCGGUGAUCUAAUUAAAGCAAUGUGGUCCGGUCAGCAUACAUUUCUAUCUCCUCGUGAAUUUAAACAAGCAGUGGGCAAAUUUUCACCACAAUUCAGUGGAUUCCAGCAACAGGAUUGCCAAGAAUUGAUGGCCUUUCUCCUUGAUGGUUUACAUGAAGAUCUAAAUCGUGUUAAAAAGAAACCAUAUAUUGAAAUUAAACAAGAGAUCGAUAAAAGGCCUGAUUCCAUUGUGGCCGCUGAAUCAUGGUCUAAUUAUCUGAAAAGAAAUGAUAGUAUAAUUGUUGACAUUUUUCACGGUCUUCUUAAAUCAACCUUAGUUUGUCCAGAAUGUGAUCUUGUCAGCGUAACAUUUGAUCCCUAUUGUUACCUGUCUCUACCGUUACCUGUUAAAAGAGAGAGACCUGUUGAUGUGAUGUUUGUGCCUGCAAGACCAAUAACAGUUGGACCAGAGAAAAAAAUUAAACGGGUUCUUAAAAUAUGUAAACUAAUGGUACCCAAAGCUGGUAUUGUUUUAGACAUUUGUAACGCUGUUUCUAAAACAAUUAACGAAAGUAAAGAAGUUAAUGGGCUAACAGUGAAUCCGUCUAAUUUAAUUGUCACCGAAGUAAAUAAUUGUCGUCUAUCCAGAAUUUAUAAUCAAGAUGAUUCUUUCACCUCAAACACUGAUGAGUUUGUUAUUUUUGAAAAGCUUGACGAUUAUACAGCUUUACCUGUUUAUCUAAGAUGGGAUAAAGGUGACGAAUCAGCAUCUCUUUUUGGUAAACCCUUCUUCGUAAAUAUUAAAGAGUGUACUUAUGAAGCAUUGUACAGUGCAGUGAAAAAUUAUGUGGAAACAUUGAUGGAAGAACCAACAACAACAACAACAACUAAUACACCAAAAGAAACUACUCAAACUUCAACUGAUGGUGACGAUGAAAUGAUUGCUGCUGCCAAUUCAGAUGAAAAUGAGGCUAUAACUAGUACUCAAUUAAAUCAUAAAUCAACAUCACCUACAUCAACAGCAACCACGGCAUCUUUAUCAUCAUCUUCAAGCCCAUCAAUAGUAACCAAUACCUCACCUUCAACUUUACCACCAACAACAAGUAAUAGUGAUGAAAACGAUCAACCCAUGGAAGUUAAAGAGGAAAAUGAAAUAAAUGGUGAUGAUAAAUCAUUUACUUUAAAGUUAAUCAAUAGUUUUGGAACUAUGCCUAUAGGAGAAAUAGAGAAAGAUAAACCAUUGGAAUUGGGAAUUAAAACUUACGUUGCUGCUGAUUUUUCCAAACGAUUUAAGAUUCGUUCAUUUGAUAAUGAAGAGAUCACAUUACGUGUGAAUAUACAAAAAAAUGCAAAUUCAGCCUCUAAAUCACAUGAUCUAAGUGAAUGCAUUGAACAGUUUACAACCGUUGAAAGACUUGGCGAACAUGAUCUAUGGUAUUGUCCAAGAUGUAAAAAGCGGCAACAAGCAUCAAAAAAAUUCGAUAUCUGGUCUUUACCGAAAGUAGCAAUUUUCCAUCUAAAGAGAUUCUCUUAUUCUAAAUAUUGGAGGGAUAAAUUGGAUACAUUUGUCAACUUUCCCAAAUACGAUUUAGAUUUGGGACAAUAUCUCAUCAAUAAUCCUAACAAAGAGAAAAUCUUGUAUAAUCUGGUGGCGGUUGCCAAUCAUUAUGGUGGCCUAGGGGGCGGACAUUACACCGCUUACGGUAAAAACAAGGAAAACUCAACUUGGUAUCAUUUUGAUGAUUCUAAUGUAACACCGGCUACUGAAGAAAGUGUUAUAUCGAAAGCUGCUUAUGUGCUGCUGUAUCUUCGUCAAGAUUGAUGGCAAAACUGGAAAGCAAAGAAAAAACAAUAAUGAAACUCAAUUAUAAUAGAAAUUCAAUUGUACUCGAUUUGUUUGCUCUUUCUUAAUAUAUUUUCGAGAAGCAGAACAAUUAAUUGAUUUUUCUCUUUUCGAAAGUUAAAUCAA